AUGGGGAACCUACCCAAGCAAAGAAUUGAACCUAGUCGUCCUUUUUCUGUCUGUGGUGUCGACUUCGCGGGACCGUUAAUGAUCAAAACAAGUUUGAGGCGAAAUGCGGAUCUCAGCAAGGGGUAUAUAUGCGUGUUUAUCUGCUUCGCAACAAAAGUAGUGCACAUUGAAUUGGUUGGAGAUUUAACAAAUGCAUCGUUUAUAAGUGCAUUAAGAAGAUUUUCUGAUCGAAGAGGAAAAUGCACGGACAUUUAUUCGGACAAUGCAAAAAACUUUGUUGGAGCAAAUCGUCAACUUCAAGAGUUGAGUAACUUGAUUCAUAGCGAAGAACAUCAAUCAAAAUUUCAGAAUGUAUUAUCCGAAUCUGGUGUCCGUUGGCACUUUAUACCACCUCGCUCCCCUCAUUUUGGAGGAUUAUGGGAGUCGGCAAUAAAAUCUAUUAAACAUCAUUUAUUUCGCGCUUUAGGCAACGCAAACUUUACAUACGAAGAAUUGAAUACUAUAUUAAUACGAGUGGAGGCAUGCUUGAAUUCACGACCUUUGGUUCCUUUAUCUUCCGAUCCUUCGGAUCUCGCUCCUUUAACUCCUGCUCAUUUCUUUAUUGGUGACUCUUUAACCGCUUUACCUGAAAUUGAAGUAUCAUCAGUACCAACCAAUCGAUUAACUAGAUGGCGCAGAGUCAUACAGGUAUCCCAGCAAAUCUGGUCCCGUUGGAACCGCGAAUAUUUAACGCAACUUCAGGAACGUAAACGGUGGUCUAUCGAAAAGAGUCCAAGGAUAAAAAUAGGUUCCAUAGUUCUUAUGAAGGAUGACAAUGCCCCGCCUCUUCAGUGGAAGUUGGGCCUUGUUCAAGCUCUUCACGUGGAUGCAGAUGGUGACGGUGUUCCAAGGGUUCCUACUGUAAAGACUUAG
Molecule: messenger RNA, 912 nt
Organism: Rhopalosiphum padi (bird cherry-oat aphid)
Lineage: Eukaryota; Metazoa; Arthropoda; Insecta; Hemiptera; Aphididae
Exons: 1
Coding region: 1-912 (303 amino acids)
Biological process (GO): DNA integration
Molecular function (GO): nucleic acid binding
Source: RefSeq, a predicted model, not a curated record